AUGAGCCAGAACGCUACUCCCCAGGCAACAGAAGGCCAUAUGUCUAUGAACGAUCAGCAGAGCAAUUCUUCGUCGGGAACAAACAACACACAGCAUCCGUCCUCAUCGUCGGUAUCGUCUGUGCCCACUGUGUCGGACUCGACGGCCGUCAACUCCAGGGAGUUGCUCAACGCCUACGUCUACGACUUCAUCCUCAAGUCUGGAUUCACAGCGACGGCAAGCGCGUUUUUUAAAGAGGCCAACAUCCCGGUGAUCCACAGCGAGAAGAGGCCGACAAACUCGCCAUCCAGCUCCGCCACGGGCACCUCCGACCUGCCUGCGUCGUUCAUGACCAUGGACGCCCCGCAAGGCUUUCUGUACGAGUGGUGGCAGAUCUUCUGGGACGUCUUCAACGCCCGCACCCAGCGCGGCGGAACCACGAACGCCACGCAGUAA
Messenger RNA from Ogataea parapolymorpha DL-1, 435 nucleotides. Its product is annotated as Transcriptional activator FLO8. Lineage: Eukaryota; Fungi; Ascomycota; Pichiomycetes; Pichiales; Pichiaceae. The coding region runs from base 1 to 435 and encodes 144 amino acids. Gene Ontology annotation, molecular function: protein binding. Gene Ontology annotation, cellular component: nucleus. The transcript has a single exon. The record is from RefSeq and is a predicted model, not a curated record.